This is a messenger RNA of Paraphaeosphaeria sporulosa, 1266 nucleotides long. RefSeq lists its product as uncharacterized. Lineage: Eukaryota; Fungi; Ascomycota; Dothideomycetes; Pleosporales; Didymosphaeriaceae. The transcript is spliced from 3 exons. The coding region runs from base 1 to 1266 and encodes 421 amino acids. The record is from RefSeq and is a predicted model, not a curated record.
AUGCCCAUUACGCCGGAGGGCCUCAUCAUCGAAGCUUGGUCGCAGGGCUAUCUCGUCGGCAGUUUAAUCAUCAUGACCUUCAUUACCCUUGCCAAUAUGCGCAGAGGAGUGCUUUUGCACAAGAUGAUUCUCAUAGAGCUACUUUUUGGGAUAUGGCAGGGCUUUUGGCUGUUUCCCGGUGGCCAAGCUAGCAGCUGGUGGCUCUCGGUCGCCGCGAUCCCCCUCAACAUGUCGUGGUUCCUGCACAACAUCAUCUCCUGGAUGAAGAUCAAACCUUUCCUCUCUCGGUUCUGGAGUCUCGUCUUUUUGUACACAUGCCUGCUUUCGUUCCCCUACUGGGUCAUCGAGAUUUACGCCAAUUUUUCCUACUUCAACGGAAACAGCAAAUGGUUCACCAGAACACGCCCACUCGAACUUCUCUUCCGGGACCCUUGGUGGAUCAUCACAACCGUCUACUUAUUCACCAUCAUUAAAACACACUACGCCAUGACUAUCAGAGACAUCAUCCGGAUUUCUCCGCGCUUUGGCAUUAUGCUCGCCUCGAUGAUCAUAAGCAUCAGCUUUGUCAUCUGCGAUGUGUGCGCUGUCACCGGUGCCCUCAGGAUCGGUGGCGCCUCCACCGGCAUCAAUCCCUUCUGGAAGCUGGCUUUUGUGUUCAAGUGCCUCACAGAUUCAGUCAUUCUGGACGACUUCAAAAUGGCACUUGAUCGGUUACGAGCAUUCAAAAUCAGCCGUCUGGGCAGCUAUUCGGCAGACGACAGCGACCGUCGAAUCCGCAAUGACAACAAUCUCGUCCAGACCUGGGAAAAGGCCGAGCGCGAAGCAAGAGAGAACCAACGCAAUCUGUCGGAUAUGGGGACCAGCUCGGAUGGCCACGAUCCGCACGAAAAGGGUGAGGGCUCGGGGCGCUUCCAUUUUCCCUUCCAGAAUAGCCACCCUGGGAAACAAAAGGAGCCUGUGUCUAGACCGGACCAGUCGUUCUUCCAGCAGGGCGAGCAGUACCGUGACCCUUUGUCGAUGGUGCGGAGCGCUUUCGACGAUGACUCUGGGCCUUCCUCAGUGCAGUCACUGAAUGCUACACACCAGCCGAAGAAGCAGAAUCAAGGUGGAGAUCAAACGUGGUUUGAUGAGACGGACCCUACCGACACGAGGGAUGUGGAUGUGCUGGAACUGUACGCCAACGCGCAGCGCGAUGUCGAGGGUCAACGUGCGCCGCAGAGUCCGGUGCGAAAAGACUUUCCACGGCGCUCGCACACAACAGUCUGA